Molecule: messenger RNA, 1441 nt
Organism: Camponotus floridanus (Florida carpenter ant)
Lineage: Eukaryota; Metazoa; Arthropoda; Insecta; Hymenoptera; Formicidae
Product: peptidyl-alpha-hydroxyglycine alpha-amidating lyase 2
Exons: 8
Coding region: 122-1318 (398 amino acids)
Biological process (GO): peptide metabolic process
Cellular component (GO): extracellular region; membrane
Molecular function (GO): protein binding; catalytic activity
Source: RefSeq, a predicted model, not a curated record
AUUGUACCGGCAAGUCCUUUUCAAAUUCUGGAGUAGAUACAGUCUAUUUCGAACGAUAUUAAAGGUUGUGUUUCGUCAGUUACUAGCUGCUAUAUUUUAAAAUUACGAUAAUGUAAAUUCAAUGACGAGCGCCUGCGCGUGUUAUCGAUUUAACUUCCCGGCCUGGACCUCAUCAGCUGCGAAGCUUAUGAGAGAGAAAAAUAACAAGAUGGCGAGUGAACACAAUCAGUUGUCCCGAUUUCUCUUGGUGCUUGCGAUAGUAUUAUUUAGAUACGUUACAUCCGAUAUCAACGAUGGAAAUUUCGCGGGAAAUAAUUUCAACAGACUUGACACCGAAGCUCUUUAUCAUCUUUCUCAGGAUCAAUUUCCGGAAACUUACAAUUAUGCACCACUACAUCCUGUUGAAAAUCAUUUGUGGCAAAGUCCCGAAAAUCUUGGCGAGAUUUCUGGAGUCGCGGUGGAUCCAUCGGGUAAUCCUGUGAUUUUUCAUCGCGGAGAUCGAACUUGGAAUUAUGAAACAUUUAACGAUAAUGCAGAAUAUCAAGAAAAGUAUAAAGGUCCCAUUCGUAAUGAUACAGUGUUAACAUUGGACCCUAAAACUGGCGAUAUUAUUCGCGGUUGGGGAAAUCAUACAUUUUAUUUACCGCAUGGGAUUCACAUCGAUAAUCUUGGAAACAUAUGGCUGACUGAUAUUGCCCUCCAUCAAGUAUUCAAGUAUUCGGCUUCCGGAAUUCCUCGACUGAUCCUCGGUCAACGAUUCGAGCCUGGAAAUGAUAUGGAACAUUUCUGCCAGCCAACAUCGGUCGCAGUUUUACCGAAUGGCGAGAUUGUUGUCGCUGAUGGAUAUUGCAAUAAUAGGAUAAUGUUGUUUGACAAAAGAGGCAAUCCCAAAUACAGUAUUGGCGAACAUUGGAUUUCUUUAAGGAUUCCUCAUGCUUUGACGAUUUUGCCAAACAGACAAGUAUGCAUCGCUGAUCGUGAAAAUUUAAGGAUUGUGUGCUUGGAUGUCAUAUCUUCCGGUUUGAAUCGAAAUCCUGAAUCUCCGUAUUCCAUUCGUCAUCGACAAUUUGGUCGCAUAUUCGGUGUCACGUCUUAUCGUGGUUUUAUUUAUGCUGUCAAUGGUAUGACGUCUAAAAACAUACAAAUUAAAGGCUUCACUAUUGAUCCAAUAAAUCGAAAUGUAACAGAAAUUUGGGGUCCAGAAUCUUUACCUUUUACGAUGCCUCAUGCCAUUGCAGCAUGCCCGUAUGGCACAGCACUUUACGUAUCAGAGAUUGGGCCCAAUAAAAUAUGGAAAUUCGAUUUAUUACAAACUUAAUGUAAAAAUUAAACGAAUAUUACAAAAUAUAACGUCAAAAUCUGUCAUCUGUAAUGUUAUUAUAUAUAUUAUUAUCUGGAGUAAAAACAAAAAUCAAAUUCGCAAAAGCAGCAAAAUUUAAUU